Molecule: messenger RNA, 5614 nt
Organism: Mus musculus (house mouse)
Lineage: Eukaryota; Metazoa; Chordata; Mammalia; Rodentia; Muridae
Gene: Zfyve27
Product: zinc finger, FYVE domain containing 27
Exons: 13
Coding region: 221-1468 (415 amino acids)
Biological process (GO): protein localization to plasma membrane; vesicle-mediated transport; neuron projection development
Cellular component (GO): endomembrane system; growth cone membrane; cytoplasm
Molecular function (GO): metal ion binding; endoplasmic reticulum-endosome tether activity
Source: RefSeq, marked validated
CACGGGCGCGCCACCGCAGAGUGAGUCGCGUCCCGGAAGCGACGGCGGUGGAGGGGCAGACGGUUCCCGGGUGGACCUGCGACUUCGGAGCGUCGGUGGGAGGUGGCGUGGCGUGGCGUGGGGUGGGGCGGGCCUGGCCUGAGGGACCGCUCCGGGGCUUGGUGGCCCUUCUGUCCCCCUGGCCGUUCCUGUCUCUUCCUUUCCUGGGACAGCGUCCGGAAUGCAGACUUCGGAUCGGGACCUGAGUGGGCCGGAGGCGAGCCCCAGCGGGAUGCCUGAGGUUCUCUCUGAGUGUCCACCUGCCCCUACCAAGUCAGCAGCGUUUGAUCUCUUCAACCUGGUCCUGUCCUACAAGAGGCUGGAGAUCUACCUGGAACCCCUGAAGGAUGCAGGGGACGGUGUUCGAUACUUGCUAAGGUGGCAGAUGCCUUUGUGUUCCUUGCUGACUUGCCUGGGCCUCAACAUCUUGUUCCUCACUUUGAACGAGGGUGCGUGGUACUCCAUGGGUGCCUUGAUGAUCUCGGUGCCUGCCCUACUGGGCUACCUUCAGGAGGUGUGCCGGGGACAGCUGCCAGAGUCGGAGCUGAUGCGGAGGAAGUACCACAGCAUAAGGCAGGAAGACCUGCAGAGAGUUCGCCUUUCCCGAGUGCACCUUUCCCGCCCUGAGGCUGUUGCUGAGGUGAAGAGCUUCUUGAUCCAACUGGAAGCCUUCUUGGCCCGCCUGUGCUAUACCUGCGAGUCAGCCUACCGUGUACUUCACUGGGAGAACCCCGUGGUGUCCUCACAGUUCUAUGGCGCUCUUCUGGGCAUGGUGUGCAUGCUCUACCUGCUACCGCUCUGCUGGGUCCUCGCCCUGUUAAAUAGCACACUCUUCCUGGGAAAUGGGGACUUCUUCCGAGUGGUGUGUGAGUACAGGGCCUGCCUGCAGCGGAGGAUGAACCCCCGGCAGGAAGAGUGUGCCUGUGAGAGCUCAGCACUGCAGGGGGCCGGAGGGAGGGGCCUGCUGGACAGCUCGCCUGCCCCCACACCCACCGAGGACCUCACGCCAGGCAGUGUGGAGGAAGCUGAGGAGGCUGAGCCAGAUGAGGAGUUCAAAGAUGCAAUUGAGGAGACCCACCUGGUGGUGCUGGAGGAUGAAGAGGGCACCCCGUGCCCAGCAGAGGAUGAGCUGACCCUGCAGGACAAUGGAUUCCUCAGCAAGAAUGAGGUGCUGCGCAGCAAGGUGUCCCGGCUUACAGAGCGGCUUCGCAAGCGUUACCCAACCAAUAACUUCGGGAAUUGUGCAGGCUGUGCCGCUACGUUCUCCGUGCUGAAGAAGAGGCGGAGCUGCAGCAACUGUGGGAACAGCUUCUGCUCGCGGUGUUGCUCCUUCAAGGUGCCCAGGUCCUCUAUGGGAGCCACAGCUCCUGAAGCCCAGAGAGAGACUGUGUGUGUGUGCGCCUCCUGCAAUCAGACCCUGAGCAAAUGAGAAGAGAAGCCAGGCUCCAACUGUCCUGGGGCCAGCAGUGACCCUACUGUCCCAACUCUGGGCCUCUGAGGCCUGUGCUGGGCAAACGUAGCCUGACAGCUAGGUCCUUCCUGCCCUUCCCCUGCUGCCUCCAGCUGGGCUGGUGAUGCUCUAAGGCCCAGGGGGAGAGGAGCCCCUGGGGUCCCGGCUCUUGGUUCUGCUCUAUCCUAUACCCUGUUAACUCAGGGCUAGCGAGGGAGUGUCCACCAGAGGGCAGAAUUGAGCACAGCCUGCUCUCAUCUGGGCUCUGGUCGUCAAGGUCAGGCUGGCUAGACCUUAGGAUCCAAGAGACUUGAGGUUGGAAAAGAGGUUCUUCCCUGUUGGGUACUUGUCAGUCUCUCAGCCCCAGAGAGCCUGCGAGGGGACUUAGAGCUCCAUGGCCUGCCUUUGCCUUUUGAAUAGCCUCAGGACUGGCGUUCCCAGGUGUCCCAAGGAGAGGGAAGGUGAGGGUGCUGCUCAAGUCCUUCAGUGUCAAGUGGAUGGCAGGAUGGGGAAGCUCUGCUUACAGAAUCUUAACUCCCAUGGUUCUCUGGUGUCCUCAGCCCUGCUGGGGUGGCUACAGGACCCUCACAUCACUCUUCCAUCCUGCUCUGAGUCUAGGGCACCCCACCUUUCUCCCACUGCCACAUAUCUCUAGCCCUUAUCUCAUGGAACAUGCGGCCAGGUGAGUGGAGCAGAGAGACUGCAAGCCUUUGAGGUCCAGGGACGUGUAGGACUGCCCGGAUUUCAGGGCUGUUCCUGGAGUAGAGAUAGCAUUGUAGGAUAGGGUCAGUCACAUGGCCAGUUUUAUGUUCCCUCUGACCUGCCAAGGGUGCUGUGCCUCUUCUUAAGCCAUGAGCUGGCUCAGGCCCCUUCCCCUGGAGCUUUUUCAGAGUAUUUAUUUAUUUAUUUCAUGGUUCCUGAGAGCACGCAGCACAGGGUAGGAUGAAGAAGACAAGGGGCUUCUGCCUGAGACCCUUCUGCAGUCAUGGACUGCCCUUGGAGCUGAUCUUCAGGAACUGUUUCUGCUGCCCAGUCAUGGGUGUGGUGCCCACACCUGAACCAUUUGAGGUCCUCCUUGCUGAUAGGCCACACACACACAGCAGUAGAGCACUGAGGGUUUGGCAGUGGGGACCAAGCAGGUGAGGUGUACUCCUUUGUCCUGGUGAGAGAUGCUCACCUCUGCGUAUUUAUACUGUAGAGCAGUAGACAGGAACGCUGUGGAGAAUUGUCAAUAAAAGGCCCCAUGCUUAUGGUUUUGUCAGGUCUCCUAGUGCUGUUCAGGUCUUUCAUGUUGCCCAGGGUGGGCUGUAGGUGGGCUUUGCACACCUCCUGUGGCAAUUCGUGAGCCAGCCAGGCCCAGUGGAAAGCUGUGCCUUAUCAACAGGAGGGGUGGGCUUUAUCUUGUGACCAGACCCACGGUCUUGGAUUGAGGUUGGGACCAGAACUUAACUAUAAAUAAUGCAGGCUUCAGAAUGGAAAGGUUUUAGCUAAUCCUCUGGGAAAGACAGAAAGGCCAGCGCUGCAGGAGGCUGAGAGCUGGUAAGCAGGUUUCUGGUGGGGUGAGGUGCAAGUUGGCCCUGUGAUCAGGCUAGGCUGGAGCUGGGCACUGCACACAUUAUGUUAGCGCUGGCACCAAGCUCAUGAGGUAGGCUCUGUUUUCCACAUGGUAAGGCCGGCAGUGCACAGCAGCAGCACUGUGAGCCAGCUCUGAGCUCAGCCCCACCUACCAAGGACCCAUGUGCUAUCAUCCUGUAGCCUUUAGAAAGAAUGCACAUCUGUCCUGUGUCCUUAUAGCAAAAGCCACUGCUGCCUCCUCUUCCUCCUCUCCCUCCUCUUCUUCCACCACCUCCUUCAACAAAGAAUGAUUUUAACUUUUUUUUUUUUUUUUUUUUUUUAAGGUAUCAGGCCAUCUUAUUGAAAGGUGACUGUGUAGCCGGGCGUGGUAGCGCAUGCCUUUAAUCCCAGGAUUUGGGAGGCAGAGGCAGGCGGAUUUCUGAGUUCAAGGUCAGCCUGGUCUACAAAGUGAGUUCCAGGACAGCCAGGGCUACAGAGAAACCCUGUCUUGAAAAACCGAAAAACAAAACAAAGCAAAAGGUGACUGUCACUGCUGAAAAAGGCUGGCUGUAGUCACAGAUGUGAGACAGGGGGCUUGCCUUUUUUGUUUCCUGGAGGUCCCUGUGAGAACAGGUGGGGAGGCUGUCUUCAGAUGCAGGUUCCUCUUAAGAGAGCAGAGCUAACAGGGUUCAGCAAGGUUGGUGAUGGUGUCACCAUGGAGCCUGUGGUACAGAGAUCUCAAUGUGGAAUGAUAGACAGCUUGCACGUUGUAGAAUUGGAUGUCUGUGUCAAAAUACACCUUCCAAUUUGCUGGUACCCAGGAACAGAGACAGAGAGCCAGGUUGUGUUAGAGUCCUGGCAUGUGGCAGGGCAGGUUUGGAACUCUGGCAUCUAGCCUGACUUGGGCUCAGGUCUGUUGAGUCUUUUGUGGUCUAGUAUGUGGAUGUCUUCAGAAGGUCUUGGCAGACCUGGAAUAGGUGAUGAUUUUGGGGUGUUUUCUGUAGCCCCUGGGGCUGAAGCCAAAUGAAUCUCCUUUUUCAGAGAUCUGUGUCUCUUCUCACAGCUGGCCCUGUUCACAGGUCAUCCUGCCAGGGACUAUACCUAGCCAGUAGCUCAUGUCUUACAGUGUCACAGUUUGUCUAGUUCUUGGAUAUUCUAAAUAGGUAAAUAGAGGUACUGGGGUGGGGGGUGUUAAGUUCCCCACCCAAAGUGGAGUGGGAAACACUUGUGUUACAAGUGUUCAUAGCAGCUAUGGUCUAAGAAGCCUUGGGUAAAGGCCAUGUUCUGGUCCCCACUCUCUAAGGAGCUAGCCACUGAGCUAACAGACUGGUCUGCCCCACCCCCACCCUCUUAGCACCAUCCCCCUUCAGUCUCUACCAGAACAGAAGUGGCCUUGUGGCUGGAGCCCCCACCUUCCCUAGCUCCCAGUGACCCCACCUCCUGCCAGCAACACCCCAGCAGCACAUUCCAUUCUCUGGCACUGCUGGUGGCUGGGGAUUCCGGGCUCCUUUGGCGGUGAGCCUUCUUUGGGGCUCCAGCAGAGGCUGUUUGGGCUGGGACACUAGGCUCCAGCCACACACAUUCCAGCAACAAACACCCCCCACAUUAGAUUUCCCAAGGAGUGAACUUUAGCCAGGAUUACAGAUGGCUGCACAGUUGUGGGAUGUGAGCUUGCUUUGUGCAGACCUGAGGCUGGAUGCUAGUAGGGGUGAAAAGGAAUGGGUGGGAGCGGCAGGCUUCUCUGCUGCUGCCUGGGCUCUUGUAGCAUCACGGAAGCAGCUGAAGGCAGCCUUUGAGAUUGCCUGUCCCGUCCUAUCUCACCUCUGUAGAAGGUGGUAAUAGUCCUCAGACUUUUAAGCUGUAGGCUGUGAUUCCGUGUGGUAUCCCGUAACUGCAUGUGAGGAUUGGGAAAAGUUUGGUGACAGUAAAAGGCUAUCAGACACCGAGCAACUAAAAAACAAUUCAAAACCAAACUUGAAAAUCAGUUGGAGGUGUUUGUGGAGUCCUGUCCUGAGCAUCGCAGUCUUGGUUCUGAACACACAACAGGCACCCUGUGCCCUCUGCCUCCCCUCCUGCCACACAGCCAGUGAACACUCCUUGAAUCACACAGAUGUGAGACCACUGCAUAUUGUGAACUGCAGUGUUUUUACUGUCCAGUCAGCUCCUGCUUUUACAGGAACACAAUGGCUUACAGAAAAUAAGGACAUACUAUUGCCCUGCUUGCAUGUAAAUAUCAAAAAAGUACAUCUUUGCAUCACAUUAUAUUGGAAUACUUGAUUUUAAAAAUUAAUGUUUGUGGACUAGUGAGAUGACUCAUUAGGUAAGUCCUGGUCACAUGGGCUGGACCCCUGAAUUUGAUCCCUGGAACCUGUGUUAAAAAGCCUGAUGUGUUGCGUCUGUAGUCUCAGUGUUCCUAUAGCAAGAUGGGAAGAGACAAGAGGAUUGCUCUGGAGUGUGCAGGAGGCUGGCAUAAACCGGAGACUGCCUCAAGAAGAUUGAAGGACAGAAGCAGUUCCUCUGGCAUCUACACUGUAGCACAAGUAAUAACAAAAAUUAAAAAAGAAGUGGAAA